GCGCGGCUUCCCCGGUCCUCGGCGGCGGCGGCAGCAUCGCCCCUCGCGGGAGCCGCCGAUGCGCGGCCACUGAGCCGGCCAGCGAGGCCCGCGCGCGGCGGGGGCGGCGGCACGCGCCCGGCCACCGUGACCCCGAUUUUGGACUUACCGCUCGGGGGGUGGGGGGAGCCCGGAUUUAACUGGCGGCUGUUUUGGGGGACGCCGGACGCCAUGUUGUGGAAAAUAACCGAUAAUGUCAAGUACGAAGAGGACUGCGAGGACCGCCACGACGCGAGCAGCAAUGGGAACCCGCGUCUGCCGCACCUGGCCUCGGCCGGCCAGCACCUCUACAGCCCCGCGCCGCCGCUCUCGCACACCGGCGUGGCCGAGUACCAGCCGCCCCCUUACUUCCCGCCCCCCUACCAGCAGCUGGCCUACCCGCAGUCGGCCGACCCCUACUCGCACCUGGGCGAGGCCUACGCGGCCAUCAAUCCCCUGCACCAGCCCGCGCCCGCCGGCAGCCAGCAGCAGGCCUGGCCCGGCCGCCAGGCCCAGGACGCGGCCGGCCUGCCCGCGCACCACGCGCGCCCCGCCGGCCUCCUGCCGCACCUCUCGGGCCUGGACGGCGCGGCCGUGGGCGCCCGCAGGGACGCCUACCGCCGCCCCGACCUUCUGCUGCCCCACUCGCACGCCCUGGACGCCGCGGGCCUGGCCGAGAACCUGGGGCUGCACGACAUGACCCACCAGAUGGAGGAGGUCCAGAACGUGGAGGACCAGCACCUACUCCUGCACGAUCAGACGGUUAUUCGAAAAGGUCCCAUUUCCAUGGCCAAGAACCCCUUGAGCGUCCCCUGCCAGAAGGAGCUGGUGGGGGCCGUAAUGAACCCCAGCGAGGUCUUCUGCUCGGUCCCCGGGAGGCUGUCCCUGCUCAGCUCCACGUCCAAGUACAAGGUGACGGUGGCCGAGGUCCAGCGGCGACUGUCCCCACCCGAGUGUCUGAAUGCCUCCUUACUGGGCGGCGUUCUCAGAAGGGCCAAGUCAAAAAACGGAGGCCGGUCGCUGCGGGAGAAGCUGGAUAAAAUCGGGCUGAACCUUCCGGCCGGUCGGCGGAAAGCGGCACACGUCACACUCCUGACGUCUCUGGUGGAAGGGGAGGCUGUCCACCUGGCCAGGGACUUCGCGUACGUCUGCGAGGCCGAGUUCCCCAGCAAGCCCGUGGCCGAGUAUCUCACCCGACCUCACCUCGGCGGCCGCAACGAGAUGGCAGCAAGGAAGAGCAUGCUGCUGGCCGCACAGCAGGUGUGUAAGGAAUUCACGGACCUCCUCAACCAAGACCGGACCCCCAACGGCAACAACAGGCCCACCCCGGUCCUGGAGACCAACAUCCAGAACUGCUUGUCGCAUUUCAGCCUCAUCACGCACGGCUUCGGCAGCCAGGCCAUCUGCGCCGCCGUGUCGGCCGUCCAGAACUACAUCAAGGAGGCCCUGGUGGCCAUAGACAAAUCCUACCUGAACCCCGGGGACCAGAGCCCCCCCGACUCGGGCAAGGGCCUGGAGAAGAUGGAGAAGCACCGGAAAUGAGGCGGCGGCUGCGCGGGGGCAAGACCGGGAGGAGGACCCAGAAACUCCCCCCCAUCCCCGAACCCCCAGCCCCCGGCCGGGACACCCCGUUGAAUUCAGGGACAGAGCUGGUCACCCCCCCUUCCCACCCAGAAGCCCGGGGGCCGAGGGGCUGCCUGCUGACUCCCGGACGAGCAGCCGCCACCUCUGCGCGUCAUGCGUCCGUCUGGUUUUGUCUGAGUCCCCUUCCUCCUUCCUCUCAAAAGUGGUGCUACGCGUUUUAGAACCUUUUAAAAAGAAAUUCCCCGGGCCCGUCUGCGGGGCGGGGGGGGACGCCCCCCCCCAGGCGGUUUGGCUUUGGGGUCAGUGUUAACGGGAAGGGCCAGCUUCUGUGUCCACUAAAUAUUUAUCUUGAGAAAUUAUUUAUCUCGCCUCUUCCGACGUCCGCCCGUGUCCCGUGGGAGACGGCUCCGACGUGCCUGAUGAUUCGCCGUCCCCACAGCCCUGCGCCCGGGGAACCUUGGGUUCGAGGAGAGUUGUAGAAGCAAAGCCUGCUGAUUUGUGUUGUUCUUCGUCUUAUUUUUUAAAAAAAAAAAAAUGUUGCGCGUGCUCUUCACUUGGGAGAAUCUUAAUGACAGGGUCCUUAAGGUACUGAAGCUUUAUUUGCAUAUUUAUUUCACAGUUCAGUGUCUGUUGGAGGGAAACUUGAAACGGGCAGGCACGGAGGCAUUUUUAAUUCUGGGUUUUCUUUUUUCUUUUUUGUUUUUUUUUUUGUUUUGUUUUGUUUUUUGGUACUGCCUGUCACCCCCAUGUCCGGAGGGAGGCUUUGUUUUAUUUUUUUGUUUUGUUUUGUUUUUUGUUUUUUGUUUUUUUUUUUUUUUGCGAUGCUGUGUCAGUGUACAGAUGUUAUUUAUGCGUAAUUUAACGGGGUCUGUAAAUAGGAGCUGCACUUCGUAAGCCUUUUGAGACUCGGGUUUGAUUGUAAUUAACUUCUAAAGGUGACAGGGGGCCGUUGACGACACAUCUUUAGCUUGUCCACAGGACACGGGGUUGGGGGGAAGGGUGGAGGCGUUCCUGGGUGCGUUUCUGGAUGCGGAAGAUUCUUGGUCGCAGAGUGGUCCCCGGUGAGUCUCUGGCUGGGCAGGACCCCCUGUGAGUGUGCGGUUUGGUGAGGGGGGGCCGAGUGGGAGCCGACCUCCGCCCGGCGGCGCCCCCCCCCCCCCGGGUCCUUGCUGUGUAUAUGACGCCUGUACA
Molecule: messenger RNA, 2793 nt
Organism: Sorex araneus (European shrew)
Lineage: Eukaryota; Metazoa; Chordata; Mammalia; Eulipotyphla; Soricidae
Gene: TFAP2C
Product: transcription factor AP-2 gamma
Exons: 7
Coding region: 211-1560 (449 amino acids)
Biological process (GO): regulation of transcription by RNA polymerase II; anatomical structure development; regulation of cell population proliferation
Cellular component (GO): nucleus
Molecular function (GO): DNA-binding transcription factor activity, RNA polymerase II-specific; RNA polymerase II transcription regulatory region sequence-specific DNA binding
Source: RefSeq, a predicted model, not a curated record